AUGUCGUUCCACACUUCCUGCCAGAACAUCAAGCUCAUCAAGGAGGAAGGUCGCACCAUCCUCCAUGCCGAGGUCCGCCGCCGGAACAACGAGAUGGUCGCAUGCACGUUCCCGCUGGACAGACACAUUGGCAACUACAACGGCGGAUUCCAGUGGGGGGGCCAUGACUUCACCCACAGCGCGCGCGACAUUCAGCUCGAACAAACCGAACGGGGGCCGAGACUGACUGCUUUCCUCAAGGGCCAUGACGGGGAAUGCCGGGAGUUGCAGGGGCUUUACCUUGCGGAUCGGAUCUCCAACCAGGAUGGCAAUCUGGUGAUUGACGGAUUCACUACCUAG
This is a messenger RNA of Aspergillus saccharolyticus JOP 1030-1, 339 nucleotides long. RefSeq names its product CVNH domain-containing protein. The record is from RefSeq and is a predicted model, not a curated record. The transcript is spliced from 3 exons. Lineage: Eukaryota; Fungi; Ascomycota; Eurotiomycetes; Eurotiales; Aspergillaceae. Bases 1 to 339 code for a protein of 112 amino acids.